Messenger RNA from Leptomonas pyrrhocoris, 1228 nucleotides. RefSeq lists its product as hypothetical. Bases 143 to 1228 code for a protein of 361 amino acids. The record is from RefSeq and is a predicted model, not a curated record. NCBI's taxonomy places the organism in Eukaryota, Euglenozoa, Kinetoplastea, Trypanosomatida, Trypanosomatidae. The transcript has a single exon.
AGUACGGGCCCAUCAGUCUCACGCGUUCACUGUUGUCACCACCGGCACUGUUUCUGUGCGAGGAUAUCUGUCACGUACACAACACAAUUUCACGCGAAAGCAAGUACCGUUUACAAGACUCAUUUGUUGAGAGUAAAUAACAAUGGCCGUCAACACCGCCACGCAGAAAAGCGAAGGCAACGUCUCCCACCCAAGUCGACUACAACUCAUCUACGCCUCCCAUCAGCAGCUCGAAGAUGAGCUUGACACUUUACGCGCCUACGUGAGCGCCGCCAAGAAGCACCAUCCGACGGCCGACAGCGAAGAGGGCGGCUUCUCUCCUUGGACUGGAGUGCAGGACGCCGCGAUGAAGUGCAUCGGCAAGGCGGUCCACUGUCUCCGCCUGUUCAACCCUGGACGCAAGGUCACGCACUUCAAAGGCAUGACGACGCUCACGAAGCUCUACGGCUCGGAGGCAACGCCGCAGAACCGCGUUGUGGCUUUCCUCGCGAGUGUGCAGGAAAGUUUUGGGGACGAGCUGCCACUGGAAAUCGUGCUCAGCGGAGGCCGCUGCCUGCAAAGACUCGACCCCGCUGCGGCCGACAACUACUUGGUAGAGCGCAUCAACGACCUCCUUGCUCCGCCGCAGCUGACGUGCUCGGCAGACGACAAAGAGGGGAUGGCCUUCAUUGGACGCUAUCGAGACUGCUUAUUGCUCUCUCGCAGCAGCCCAGCGUACCGUGUCCACUUACGCGCGCUGCUCCUCCUCCAAAUUGAAGCCGCCGCACAGGCGGAGCAGGAGACGCAUAAGCUGACGGUCUUCGACGCGGAAAGGCUCGAGGACGCUCUUUCCAGCGCCACCUGCGAGGAACUGACCAAAUACGAGAAAGUGUGCUGGAGGGAGGCGGCGCGGCUGCGGGAGCUGAAGGCCGCACCAGCUCUCCCGGCAUCUUCCGGAGUCGCAGCAGGAGAGAAGAAUGCGUCAUCUUCGCCAUCGCCGACUGCGGGGACGACAAUGACGCACACCUCGCAGUCGCCUGGCGCAGUCGAGAGCCGCCGUGGUGCUGCGGCCGUCACGUCGCACUUUGCCGGUCUCUCCGACUGGAGGUGGCACGCUAUACGCAUUUCCAUUUUGAUUUUGUUGGCGGUGCUGGUGCGCUUUGCCUCCGGUCCGCUUGCACGUGCACUGAAGAGUGCACUGCAGGUGACCCACACCGCCCAGACACGCCGGCGCACAUUGACGCUGUGA